AUGGCCGGUGCUGCUGGAGCUGGCGGACUGGCUGUCGCUACAUACAACGACAUUAAAAAUCGGCAACCCAAGUACUAUGGCAACCUGGCUAUUGGACCCUCUUCUCCGACGCAUGCCAUUGCGGAUAAACAUGACAACAAUAGAGUUCAGGCAGGACAACAGGAGCAAUAUGAUCCAUAUCGACCCAAUCCACAUGCUAGCUGGUUGUCUCAAGCAUCCGCUAUCAAUCCUCUCAAAGACAAUACGGUACCAGCUGGUGGUGGUGCCUAUGUUCCAGCACUUGCACCUACUAUCCAUGAUCAAUCACGCCAAUCACCUGAGAUGGAUGCUUUUGGAGGCAACGGCGGCGGCGGUGACGGUGGCAAGCGAGGAAGCUGGCUCUUGAAGGGAAUUGCAGCAUGA
Messenger RNA from Zychaea mexicana, 402 nucleotides. RefSeq lists its product as uncharacterized. Bases 1 to 402 code for a protein of 133 amino acids. The transcript has 3 exons. The record is from RefSeq and is a predicted model, not a curated record. Lineage: Eukaryota; Fungi; Mucoromycota; Mucoromycetes; Mucorales; Lichtheimiaceae.